Sturnus vulgaris (Common starling) is the source of this 2085-nucleotide messenger RNA. RefSeq names its product solute carrier family 2 member 12 (gene SLC2A12). Gene Ontology annotation, biological process: circulatory system development; D-glucose transmembrane transport. Gene Ontology annotation, molecular function: D-glucose transmembrane transporter activity. Lineage: Eukaryota; Metazoa; Chordata; Aves; Passeriformes; Sturnidae. The record is from RefSeq and is a predicted model, not a curated record. Gene Ontology annotation, cellular component: membrane.
AUUUGGUUUCAGCCAGCCGCAGUAACUUGUUGCCAUGAGGAAAACAACCUGCCCUUUCCUGGCGGGCCGGGGAAGGAGCGCAGCCCUGUGAAGUGCUGCCGCCCAAGGUGCGAAGGGGGCAGUGAUGGUAGCUGGGCAGAGCACGGAGGAGCUGAGCCAGCAGAGCCGGGCGAUGGGAGCAGGCGAGGAUGAGGAGCGCGGCCGCUGCCGGCUCCCGGCCGCGGCAGGUUGUGGAACAUUCACCUUUCUAUCUUCUUCCAUUGCUGCUGUAAGUGGACUUCUGAUGGGUUAUGAGUUGGGCCUUAUCUCUGGAGCUCUUCUUCAGAUGAGCAGCAUUUUAACACUCUCUUGCAAAGAGCAGGAAGUCGUUGUAAGUUCCUUGCUUUUUGGGGCCUUAUUUGCAUCCCUUACUGGUGGAUUCCUUAUAGACAGAUUUGGAAGGAGACUUGCUAUCAUUAUUGCAUCUUCUUUACUUGUGGUGGGCAGUCUGAUUUUGCUGCCCUAUGAAUCAUACGAGAUACUCAUUGUGGGCCGGAUUGCCAUAGGUGUUUCCAUAUCAUUAUCAUCAAUUGCAACGUGUGUGUACAUCGCUGAGAUCGCCCCGCAGCACAGAAGAGGCCUCCUGGUAUCAUUAAAUGAACUCAUGAUUGUGAUAGGCAUUCUCUUUGCCUAUAUUUCAAAUUAUGCAUUUGCCAGCAUGUCUCGUGGCUGGAAGUACAUGUUUGGCCUCGUGAUUCCAUUAGGUGCUUUGCAAGCUAUUGCCAUGUAUUUCCUGCCACCAAGCCCUCGGUUUCUUGUGAUGAAAAAUAAAGAUGAUGCGGCAAGAAAAGUACUGGAGAGGCUACGGGAAACAUCAGAUGCUACUAAAGAGCUUACUGUGAUUAAGUCUUCCCUGAAAGAUGAACAUCAGUAUAGUUUCUUGGACCUGUUUCGUUCAAAAAACAACAUGAGGGCCCGAAUGCUGGUAGGACUCACUCUGGUGUUUUUUGUGCAAACAACUGGGCAACCCAACAUUUUAUUUUAUGCAUCGACUGUUUUGAAGUCAGUUGGGUUCCAGAGCAAUGAGGCUGCCAGCUUGGCUUCUACUGGAGUUGGAGUGGUUAAAGUGGUCAGCACAGUCCCAGCCACGUUUUUUGUGGAUCGAGUUGGAAGUAAAACUUUUCUGUGUAUUGGCUCUUCUGUUAUGGCAAUAUCGUUGGUCACUAUGGGCAUAGUGAACCAUAACCUACAUGUGAAUUUCACCAAGGUCUGUAGAAGCCAGUCUCCAGAGGAUUUCUCUCUCCAGAGACCAGGAAACUUCACUGUCACCAAUGGGAGUCUCAAGGACCUCUUUGCUAACGUGGCUUCAACAGAAAGAUUGUUAUUUGAUGUACAAAGCCCAGAUGUUGCCAGGACAGGAGAACUGAACAGGACUGCCUUGGCAGGAAGCAAAAGCGCAACAGGGUCUCAUAUGGAAAGUGGGGAGGUUCCUGUUGUCCUGAAAUGGCUCUCACUGGCCAGCCUGCUUGUCUAUGUUGCUGCAUUUUCCAUAGGUCUUGGACCAAUGUCCUGGUUGGUCCUGAGUGAAAUUUUCCCUGGUGGGAUCAGAGGACGGGCCAUGGCUUUGACAUCUAGCAUGAACUGGGGUAUAAAUCUCCUCAUCUCCUUGACGUUUUUGACUGUAACUGAGCUCGUUGGCUUGUCCUGGGUGUGCUUCAUUUACACAAUAAUGAGUCUAGCAUCACUGGCUUUUGUUAUCAUGUUUAUACCAGAGACAAAAGGAUGCUCUUUGGAGCAAAUAUCCAUGGAACUAGCUAAACAGAAAUACGUGAGGACGCCUUUGUGCGGGGUGAGCCAGCGCAGGGAGAAACUGGUGCCGGUGGAACUUGGCAAGAGAGAGAAAGAGCAGCUCUACUAAACGAAGGACAAGCAAAGCAGCCUUCACCAAAAGACUGAUUAACAAAAGAAAAAUGCUCUGCGAUGCUCACACUCUUAUGGGACACGCGGUAUUGUUAUACACAAGAUAUUAUCUUUUUAUUUCUUGGUAGAACUUCUUUCAGUGGCAGUUUACAGCCAACAAUAAAGGUUGUUAUAGUUUAUAACUAA